CCACACAGCAGAAUAGACUCAUCCAGCUUUUGAGAAACUUGAGGAAAAGCGAGGAAAAAUCGGCAGGGCCAAAACGCCGCUCCACAUCCACUUGAUGACCCUCUCGGCAGGAAGAGGAAAAGUCUCCUAGUUGGCCAACUCGAGUCCGCCUCAUUCAAUGUCACUUGCCUCGAGGACGAGUGUUAAGUCAGGCGGCAGCGAAGUGGAUUUAAGGCAGCGGAAUGCCAGCAUCCGGAAUCUCUUUGCGCCCAAAAAGAAGGAAGCUGGUCAAAGGAGCCGCAGCCAGAGCAGCUUCUCGCUCCAGAGGAUUGGCAGCCAGGAUGUUGACGAUCAAGGGAUGGGUGGGAAGAUGGCUGGGAAGAUGCGGCUGCUGCCCACUUCCAAUAGCUUCGAUGAUUACGCCAUGGGCAUAAAUCAAUUGCCAAUGACUGCGAAUCAAUCGGCAGUGAGACAAUACAAUGGCCAGGAUCAGCAGGACCAUAACGAGCCCACUCCCUAUGCAGCCAAGGUAAUUCCCAGGACAUCGCACAAUGGCUGGCAUCAGAGUGCAUUUGAAUUGGCAAUGAGCCGGACUCCGAUGGAGAACAAAAACUGGAAGUCAACGAGCCAGCUGGAAAAUUUUAUUAACAGCAAGGAGGAGCAGGAACAGCAGGACGAGGAGGACCAGGAGCUAUACCAAAACCAGGACACUUCUGUUGACUUUGGUAAUGAAAUGACCUGGGGCAAAUCUGCUGAGAAAUCGCUGCCAUUGAAUCACCUGCAACUGCAGCGGCAAGAAGGAGGAUUUUCCCGAGACGACCAGUGGGAUUUGGAGUUGCGCGAAAGUUUGCACAGCCAAAGCUAUCGACCGGCGGCGGCAGCGGCAGCUCAGUCGACGACGCCGCUGGCAGAGCGCCUGCAGCGCUUUCGAUACCGCCAGCAAUUGCAAUUGCAACAAGAACAACAAUCGAGCACUGAUAUCGACCAUUUAUCAGCUGAACAAAUAGGCGUAGCCAAUUGGCCAGGGGCAAGGGUACAGGGGAACCUCGAAGGGAACCCCUUCGGCGGGAGAGCUCCAGUUGAAGCUGAGCACUCAGCGGAGCAGCAGCAGCAGGAGGAGGAGCUGCCCCCGGAUCGAGUACUAUACCCAGACUCGGAGCCGGAGGAGGCAGCACCCAAGCGCCGUGUUGUCGUCAGGCGACGCAUAGUGCGCACCACGCGCAGUAAUCCACAAGCUCAGGAGGCGGCCAAGGAAAUCAGCAGUGAUACCCAGCCAACUGCUGGUGGGGCCAACGGACGCAAUCUUGGCUGGCUUACCAGGCUGCGCAGCUUUGGAUCGAGCAACCGGCGAAACCAGGAGAAGAUUGCCCCCGCACCCUUGGCAAACGGCAAUCAAGGAGCAUUUUCUGCUGCAAGCAACCCCAGUUGCAACACAAAUCCCAUCAUGGCCGUCCUGCGUACUAUGAAACUGAAGGAGCGCCUGGUCAUCAGCCUGGGCGCCACCCUCGUCCUGCUCACCCUCCUCCUCAUCGUCGAUGUGCAAAUGGACUUCGGGGUGGCCAAUCGCCACCUGCUCCAGCAGCAGCACCAGAAGAUCCGCCUGGGCAACGACUACGAUGCCACGGGCGGCGGUGGAAUGCUGCACGAGUUCAAGCGCAAAUUCCUGCAGAAGAGCAACUCCUCGGGCUCCAAGGAGGCCUCCACGCAGGCGGCGGCCAGCCAGAGUGGCGGGGCGACCAGUGGCCAGGAUGCGGCUGCCGGAGCCUCGGGCGGAGCAGCUGGACCCGGCACAUCGGGCACCAUAUCCACCCGGAAGCCCGUGCCACACGAUCGCUAUGUGGAUCUGCAGAAGCACCUGGUCAGCGACGAGUACUCGCAUGUGAUUGUGGACAAUUCGCCGGAUGUGGCCAGGGACAAUCCCACGCUGGCUGAGAUGCUGCAUCGCAAGGCCAGUGCAAAUGCCAGCAAUUUGGAGCGCUUCCAAUUGCGCAUCACGAAGAAGGAGCUGUACGGCGAGCAGGACACUCUGGUGGAUGCGGUGCUACGUGACAUGAUCAAGCUGCCAAUACAGCAUGUUGUGCAAAAGGAAGGCGGCACCCAGCUGAAAUUGAUCAUCGAGUACCCAAACGAUAUCAAGGCCUUAAUGAAGCCGAUGCGGUUUCCGCGGGAGCAGCAAACGCUGCCCAACCAUUUCUACUUCACGGACUACGAGCGCCACAACGCCGAGAUUGCCGCCUUCCACCUGGACAGGAUCCUGGGAUUCCGGCGUGCCAUGCCCGUGGCCGGCCGAACACUGAACAUUACGACCGAAAUUUAUCAACUGGCCGAGGAGAAUUUAUUGAAGACGUUCUUUGUUUCGCCAUCGCUGAAUUUAUGCUUCCAUGGCAAGUGCUCGUACUAUUGUGACACCUCGCAUGCCAUUUGCGGCAACCCGGACAUGCUGGAGGGCUCCUUCGCCGCCUUUCUGCCCAACUUUGAGUCGGGCAAUCGCAAGGGACGGAAGCUGUGGCGGCAUCCCUGGCGACGCUCCUACCACAAAAGGAAGAAGGCCCAAUGGGAGACAGAUGCCAAUUAUUGUGCCCUGGUCCGGGAUAUUCCGCCCUACGACGACGGCAGGCGGCUGUAUGACCUCAUGGACAUGGCCGUCUUUGAUUUUCUCACCGGCAACAUGGAUCGCCAUCAUUACGAGACAUUCAAGGUCUACGGCAAUGAGACGUUCCCCCUGCAUUUGGACCACGGCCGUGGCUUCGGGCGGCCCUUCCACGACGAGCUCUCCAUUUUGGCGCCCGUUCUGCAGUGCUGCCUGAUACGCAAGUCGACGCUUGUCAAGCUGCUAGAGUUCCACAAUGGGCCCAAGCCGCUGUCACAGCUGAUGAGCGAGUCCCUGAGCCAGGAUCCCGUGAGUCCGGUGCUCUGGCAACCGCACCUGGAGGCCCUGGACCGGCGGACCGGCAUCAUCCUGCAAAGCAUACGGGACUGCAUAAAGCGAAAUCCACCGGGCGAGGUGGACGGAUCCGAGACGGACGUCUCCUCGUAGCGAUGAGGUGGCAGCCCGCCCCGAGUGAACCCACAAAUCAUCCUAGAGCAUUAGCUUAAACCCCCUAGCUGUUAGUCGCGUGUCCUGUGUGUUGAAACUGAAAAAAAAACAAAAUAAUUAGCGUUAAUGUUGGUGGCAAUCGGUCUUUGAAAAAGAUCAACGUCCUAAGUGAAGGAAUCCCUGUCGCUCUGUCUGCACAUACCAAAAAAAAUAAGGAGUAGGAGGCCAGGAGCCGAGGACGGAAAUGAAUUCACUCUAAUGUUUAUACUUUCACCUAGAUUGUUUGUCGGGCAGCUGGAAAAGCAUUGAUUGGCAAUGAAAAUUGAGUACCUCCCACCCAAUCGCACACCCUAAUCUUACCGAAAGCACUAUCGUACGCUUACAGUGGGUGCCAAAAGUAAACAAAGACACUGUGUGCAAACAACCUGAACGAGAAAGUAAAAACUAAUGCAGAGUUCUGCGCCAGAAGGAAACUUGUUCAAAAGACUAUAAAACAUAAACAAGAAGAACUAAAACUGAGAGGAAAACUAAAAAAAUAUUGAAACUAUUUUCUAAAUAUUUAUUUAUAAUUUUUUCAUACAUUUUAUGACUUUUAUGUGCAUACACUUUUCCCGUAUGCAAAUUAAACCCCCCACUCCCCCGCCCAUUCUCAAGAAAAGUUGUUGCAAGUUUAGUUUGUAAGUUGACCUAACUUUAUGAUCGAUAUCAGGCGUAGCUUUAUCCGAUUCAAGGAUCGUCUUAUUAGUUAGUCCAAUCAGUUCCAGCGAGAAUCAUGUACUUCAUCAUGUGGGAAACAAAACGAAAGAGAAAAAAAACUACUGUUAACAACUAAUUAUUACUAUUAUUGAGUACAUAGCUAAGUUACAUUUGUUUUUAUUAUUGUAACGUUUUUCAAUUGUACCUUGAGUGGUUGAGAUAUAGAGAGCAUUAAUUGGCCAAGAGACAGGUGAAUAGAGUGUGAAAACUAAGAAGAGACAACAAGAAAAUUGUGUUAGAAUUAGUAAAAUUUUAGUGAAAAUUUCAGAUGUAAUUAAUAAAAAAAGUACCAAAGAAAUGAAA
Molecule: messenger RNA, 4075 nt
Organism: Drosophila suzukii
Lineage: Eukaryota; Metazoa; Arthropoda; Insecta; Diptera; Drosophilidae
Source: RefSeq, a predicted model, not a curated record